UCACUCAGUUUGACACCGAGUGUUUCAAGAAGUAUGGAAAACUAUGGGGUACCUUUGAUGGGAGACAGCCUAUUCUGUCUGUGUUGGAUAAGACCAUCAUCAAAACAGUCAUGGUGAAAGAAUGCUAUCGGCUCUUCACCAACAGAAGGAAUCUACGCAUAAACGGACCGCUGAACGACGCCGUGACUGUUGUUGAGGACGACGACUGGCGCCGGAUCCGGAGUGUUCUGUCUCCGUCUUUCACCAGCGGACGCCUGAAAGAGAUGUUUGGCAUCAUGAAGACGCACUCAAAGACGCUGGUCAGGAACCUGAGGCGGGAGGCUGUCCAGGGCAAACCAGUGGAUCUCAAAGAGUUUGUUGGAGCAUACAGCAUGGAUGUGGUGGCCAGCACUGCUUUCAGUGUGGACAUCGACUCACUUAACAACCCCAAUGACCCCUUUGUCACCAACAUCAAGAAAAUGCUCAAGUUCAACAUUUUCAACCCCUUUCUUCUCUUAAUAAUGUUCUUCCCUUUUACCAUUCCCCUCCUGGAGAAGAUGAACUUCUCUUUAAUGCCCGCCGCUGUCAUGGACUUCUUCUACACCUCGCUGAGGAAGAUCAAAGCCGAGAGGGAGACCAGCUCUCAAAAGAGUCGAGUGGACUUCCUCCAGCUGAUGAUGGAUUCCCAGGGGUCGGAGACUGAGGGCAAACAGCGAGAGGAAAUGCCAAAUAAAGGGCUAAGUGACCACGAGAUUCUGUCGCAGUCGAUGAUCUUCAUCUUCGCCGGCUAUGAGACCACCAGCAGCACCUUGUCCUUCCUCUUCUACAACCUGGCCACCAACCCCGAGGCCCUGGAGAAACUGCUGCAGGAGGUUGACCAGGUCUUCCCAGACAAGGCUCCAGUGUCCUAUGAGGGCGUGAUGCAGAUGGAGUAUCUGGACAGUGUUCUGAAUGAGACCCUGCGCAUCUUCCCUGUGGUGCCACGCGUGGAGAGGGUCAGCAAGAGGACCGUCGACAUCAACAGCAUCACCAUCCCCAAGGGGACAAUAGUCAUGGUGCCCGUCUACGUGCUCCACAGAGACCCAGACGUCUGGAGCGACCCCGAGAGCUUCAAACCGGAAAGGUAG
Alosa alosa (allis shad) is the source of this 1106-nucleotide messenger RNA. RefSeq names its product cytochrome P450 3A27-like. Gene Ontology annotation, molecular function: steroid hydroxylase activity; iron ion binding; heme binding. NCBI's taxonomy places the organism in Eukaryota, Metazoa, Chordata, Actinopteri, Clupeiformes, Clupeidae. The transcript is spliced from 9 exons. The record is from RefSeq and is a predicted model, not a curated record. Bases 111 to 1106 code for a protein of 331 amino acids.